CGCCUUUCUUUCUUCACGACCAUGAUCCCAACGCCUGAUCUCUCUCAUCUCACCUCUGCUGACUACGAGAGCGUGUACGAACCGGCUGAGGACACAUAUCUUCUAUUGGACGCCUUGGAACAGGAUGCGGAUCGUUUGAAGGGAUUGAAUGGAGCUGUAUGUCUGGAGGUUGGGUCGGGCUCUGGCUGCGUCUCGAGUUUUCUAGGUAGCGUCUUGGGGUCCAAAGCGCUCUAUCUAUGUACAGAUAUAAAUCCUCAUGCCUGCAUAUGCACCUUCAAGACAGGAUCGCAAAACAAGGUGUGUUACUACCAUUACUCUACUGACAGGCAGCCUUUCACCCUUCAGGUUUCUUUGGAUCCAGUGAAUACUGCGUUUGCGGGACCGUUUCAUCGUCGCUUGAAGAAUGCUAUUGACGUUAUACUGUUCAAUCCGCCCUACGUUCCUACUGACCUAGAGGAGGCGUUGAAUGCUCAAAGUAAGAGUCGCAUAGAAGGAUCCUGGGCUGGGGGACACGAUGGCAUGGAUGUUACCGACCGUUUUCUCGACGUCGUAAACGAACUUUUAUCGCCAAGAGGACGCUUCUAUUUGGUUGCACUCAAGCAAAACGACAUUCCGAACAUCCAACGAAGAAUGCAGGAUAAAUUUGGACUCAUUAGCGAAGCUGUACUCCAACGCCGCGCUGGCUCCGAACACCUUUUCAUCCUACGAUUUCAGCGUGCAUCUUGACGCGAAGGCGAAAGAGUUGGAUCU
Messenger RNA from Desarmillaria tabescens, 750 nucleotides. Its product is annotated as S-adenosyl-L-methionine-dependent methyltransferase. The record is from RefSeq and is a predicted model, not a curated record. Gene Ontology annotation, molecular function: S-adenosylmethionine-dependent methyltransferase activity; protein methyltransferase activity; nucleic acid binding. NCBI's taxonomy places the organism in Eukaryota, Fungi, Basidiomycota, Agaricomycetes, Agaricales, Physalacriaceae. Gene Ontology annotation, cellular component: eRF1 methyltransferase complex. Bases 22 to 726 code for a protein of 234 amino acids. Gene Ontology annotation, biological process: methylation. The transcript has 6 exons.